Messenger RNA from Symbiodinium sp. CCMP2456, 3366 nucleotides. The record is from the annotation of a GenBank genome assembly. NCBI's taxonomy places the organism in Eukaryota, Dinophyceae, Suessiales, Symbiodiniaceae.
AUGGGUGCCAAAGGUAGCCGUCAACAGCAGGAGGAGCGGCAGCAGGUUACUGAGACGCCGGAGACCUCACCAAGGGCUGCAUUUGCAUCAAGGAAUUCACGAUCAUUUUCCGGUGGGCGUUUGACCCGGUCCUUCUCAUCAUUGGAUAUCCUGGGAAGGGGAAAGAAUCUCGAAGAGCUCGAGAAUUUCUUAGGCCAAGUCCCACUCUUCAGAUGCUUGCCAAGAUCCAAGCUAACUCUUUUGGCAGAAGCUGGGCAAAAAAAGAAAUAUGUCACCGGGGCUGUCGUCAUCCAGGAGGGAGAAGAAGGUGAUUGCUUCUACAUCAUCCAGCAUGGUGAAGCAGAGGUGGUUAAAGAAGGGUCCGAAGAACAAGAGGACGAUGAGGAGCUCCUCGUAGUACUUUCAAAAGGGGACUUUUUCGGAGAACGUGCUCUCUUGACGAAGGACGUGCGAGCUGCAACAGUCCGUGCAGGGUCGCCACUCUCUCUUAUCGAGAUUUCACGUGAAGUCUUUGAAAGCAUGGGGUUGAAAGAGGAUCUGGAUUUCCGUGGCCGCAAUGCCAUCCGGGUGGAAGGCCACCAAACCGUAAAGACGAAGCCUCCGACUGCAAAAUCCCCGGCUGAUCGAAAAUUCAUUCUGGACGCUCUUGCAGGGAACGAGAACAUUUCCCAGUUCUUGAACGUGCAUUCCAUGCCUCAGCUAUCGAGCCCUGCCUGGAGAGAAGACAUAACUGUGGGUGAAGAGGUCAUUCGCCAGGGCGACUCGACUGCUGACUUCUGCUACAUCAUUCAGAGUGGCGAGUUUGCUGUCAUCAUUGACGGGAAAGUUGUCGGGCAUUUGAACAAGGGAAACUGCUUUGGCGAGCUGUCGCUACUAUAUUCAGCUCCGCGAACUGCCACGAUAAAGGCAACAAAGAACUCCUCCAUAUGGGUCUUGCCUAGGGGCUGGCUGAAGACCGCAGCACAAGAAUCCGCGGCUCACGCUGCGAAAAAGCGCUUGGUCUUCCUGAAUCACGCACCAGUGCUCGACAUGCUGUUGCAAGACGAGAAACGUCUCCUGGCACCGAUGCUCUCCGAGUGCCACAUGAAGCAGAAGGAAGAGAUCGUGGGCUUCGGUGAGGAGGAGGCUUCCUUGUACAUUCUGAUAGACGGCUCUGCACGGAUCUUGGAAGAUGACCUAAAUGUCAUAGUGACGGCUGGAUUCUCGCCCAGUGAACUCCAGGUUCACACCUUUUGCGAGAAGGCCUUGUGCGGCCCAGGGCAUGCCAGUCCGCGGAGUGUGAAGAUCACUUCUCCCACGGCCACUUGUUACAAACUGGAUGGUGUUGCAUUCGCAGCCACUUUUGGGUCAUACUGGGACAUCAUCAAUCAGAGCAAGAGGGGAUUUGACUUCAUUGGCCUAGAAAGCCAAACGCGUGGGCACUCUGUGGACACUUCCACAUUGCUUUCGCUUCGCAAGAAGGAUCUGAGAAAGAUCGCACCCCUUCGCAAUGGACAAUUCGGCGGCCUGGAGCUCUGGCAACAAACACGCACAGGCGAGCCCUACAUGGUGAAGUCGGUCUCCAAGGGAUACGUUGUCGAACAGGCUUUGCAAGAAAGAGUCUUGCAGGAGCGAGAUACGAUGCUUCUUUUGGACCAUCCCUUCAUCAUCAAGCUGUUGCAGACCUUUUCUGGUGAACAGAACGUGUACUUUCUUAUGGAGACAGCCUUGGGGGGUGAUCUGCACAGUGUUUACCUGACGAAUGCGCUGCACGGAUCCAACCGCCAUGCGCAGUUUUAUGCUGCUUGUAUCUUGUUGGCCUUAGAACAUAUCCACAGCCGGAAGGUUGCCUACCGAGACUUAAAACCGGAGAAUGUUUUCCUGUCUGCAAACGGCUUCGUGAAGCUGGUGAAUUUCGGCUUGGCGAAAGUGGUGAACGGCAGGACAUACACAAUCGUCGGCACGCCAGAAUAUCUGGCACCAGAAAUCAUCGGCGCCUUCGGGCACAAUCAUGCGGUGGACUGGUGGGCGUUCGGCAUCUUUAUUUUCGAGUGCUUGUCUGGCAAGACUCCUUUCGAGGAUACCAACCCGAUGCAAGCGUUCGGGAAGGCGAUGGCCGGCAUCGAAAAGAUACCAAGCUUUCCCUCAAAGGUGAACCCAGCAGCCGAGCGAUUCAUCCGGGCUCUUCUGAAGAGAGAGCCUGGUCGACGGCUGCCCAUGAAAGGCGUGGCAAACGUUAAGCAGGCGGACUGGUUCGUCGGCUUUGACUGGAGACAGCUCACAAGGCAGGAAAUGGUGCCGCCCUUCCAGCCCUCGUUGGAAAGCAAUCUGGAUACAAGCAACUUCAACAAGGAAGAAGUGUUCACAGCACCUUCGGCGCCUUUCGUGGAUGACAACAGUGGAUGGGACAGGAACUUCCCAAUAUGGGGAGUUCAGCCCGGCCUUGCCAACACGGUGCGGGGUGCGGCUGUGUCGCAGAUCAACCAGAAGCCGCUUCAGCAAGCUCUCGGCUUUGCAUUUCAGCCCACAAGACUCAGCAAGCACAGCCCGGGCAUGGAGCUCAUCGAGGCCACGCGGGGCCUCAUGGGCCUCGGCACGUGCCAGAAAGUCCGCCUUCUGUCGCUUGGGCUGAGACCGCCAGAUAUGAUGGUACUAGAGAAGGUUAUUGGAAGUCUAGGCUUUCCACCGCUCGACAGGCUUUAUGUUUAUCGCCGGCCUCGCCGGACAAGCUUCCCGGUCUAUGCCGGUGAUCUGGCUGAGUUUGCGGAACCGUGCGUCACUGGCUUUUGUGCACCGACCUUCGAUGGCCGCGACCACAAGCAUGGCUCGACGGCGCCUCACAGGGCACUCAACGCAGGAUUCGGCGAACAGACUGCGGACCUUCGCUGUCUCGGCCUCGCAGGCCGCCUGCAAUUGGCCCAGAAGUCGAUGUCGGUUCCGAGUGCUGUUCAGCUUUGCUGCAGCUGCGGCUCUGCAGAGGAGAGUCUUUCGUUUGGCAUGGCUGCUGAAAUGUCCCUGGAACGCCUCGCAGAGCUCAGCACCCAGGGCGCCAAGCCGCUAACAGUGCGUGAUGCCUUGCAGUCCCAGCAGCGGCCCGCAGACCACCAGCCGCGCUCUGAGCGACCCGACACACCAGCAGAGAGCUUCACCUCACUGCGAACGUCCUUUCGAGAGGAGCCUGUCAACCUCACGCGUGCGCUCGCAUCCAUGGAGCAUUCGACAGAGGGCAUGAGAGACUCUGCUGGUGCCAGUGUACGCAAGAUUGAAACCGGACUCUUGACAUGCAUCGCGCGCCCGGACCACACGCCUGUAAUCACCCACUUAUGUUUUGCCGUGAAAGCCUCGUCCUUGCCAUGGCGCCGCCGCCUGCAAGAGGGGAGGCGGUGA